CCAACAGAAGUUGACCCAAUAAAAGAUAUUACCUCACCCACCUUGUCUCAUUAAACCAUAGGACAGUUUCAUUAUUGUGAAUUUUAUGUUCUCUCUCGCUUGGGCAUAUCUAAACACCAGAUAAAAGAAGUUCUUAAUUUUUUUGUAAGUUUCUCUGUAAUGGCACUGCCCUUAGGUGACACUGCUUGCCUGUUUUUAAACUUUAAAAAAUCUUUUAUAUAAUGUUACUGAUUAUAACUUCCUACUUCAGAUGUAAACUGAGUGCAGUGUAAAAUAUUUUUAGAUUACUGAAAUUGCCUUUAAACCAGCAGUCCCUUUGCUCUCUCAUUAUGUGUCUUAGAAACUAAUCAUUUCAGAUGUUAUAUUUUGUUCAUUUGCUGCCUGUCAGAAUUUCAAAUAUGCCCUUGUGAAAGCUCUGAAUCUGUUAUCUUUUGAAGGAUAAUAGCAGUUUAGGCUUAUGGGGAAAGUAAAAUACACCAAAAUAAUUUAUUUGCACUUAGGCUCUGUUUAGAUCACUUUAUCAUGAUUUUAUGUAUAUAAACUAUGUGGGUAUAUGACACACAAUUGGGAAAUCUGCAGGACAAAGAUCCUAUGGUCUUUCUGCUUCCUGAUGACUGGAAAUGUACAUUCUAUCUUAUUUGAAACGUCUGUGCAUCUAAGUUAAAAUGGUACCAAAAUUGAGUAUGCACAGAACAGUAAUUAGAGCUGAAUUUCUAAUUAUAAUUUUAACGGAAUCUCAUACUCUUGUGCAUUGUGAGAUUCUACUUUGGCAUUGCAUGGAUGAUGCAAACUGCAUAGAACAAGGCUAUCGUAUCCUGUAAUUUAGUUACAGCCCUGAUUACAUUCAUGAUGGUUUAGGUAGAAAUUACAGUUUACAAGAGGAAAGUACAAUGUAAAUGCUGAUACAAUGUUAGGUAGGAUAUGAUGUAUUUGGAUUUUUUUUAAGUAGAUGUGAAUUUGGUGUUCUAAAGAGCUUCCUUCCCAUACUUGAGGUAUCUAAAUGCUCCUUUCAAAGCUAAGAGUUAGGUAUUGGUAGCUCAGUGACUGUGUAGGCAAACAUGUCAGCAUUUAAAGCUCAGUAAUAACUUGCAUACCACCAAAGCAUAUUAGAACCUGCUUUAUUCAUAGAGGCAAUAUUGGCCAGGCUUACCUUAUGCCCUAUGCUCUUUUCUGAAAGCGUUAUUUACUGGCUAGCUACCAGAAGGCAGAAAGGACCUUGAUUCAACAUCUUACAUGAAGAUAACCUUUCUAAGGGACACAUCUUCACUACAAGAAAAACAAUUAACAGUUUCCUGUCUGACUGAGGAGCAUGUGCGUUAUAACACUUCUUAAUGUUGUUGGUAUGUAAGAAAACAGUCUAUAACUGUUGCAGAAAAAUCCCCAAACAUCUUUUUUAUGUUUUAACAAAGGUAAGUGACAAAGCUAGAGUUACUUACUGCAUCAUUUUAAACCGCCCCCACCGCACAGGCAGCAUUAUUCUUGAGGAACAGAAAGUAUACUUCAGCAUAAAAAAUGUUAAAUGAUACAUAUCAGUUAAUAGCAUAUCUUCAAAGAAAAAUUUAGAUAGUGAAAUUAUUUAUCACUGCCCUUGUCCCCCCCCCCAUAGAUUAGAGUUCAGGUUACAAUAUAGUGAAAUACGCAUUUCUUCAUACUUAAUAAACACACACUUUGUACUUAAUAUGUGGGCAGUGUAAAAUUUAUGAUGACCUUAACUACUAAUUUCCUUAAUUUUAGGUGCUUGGAUUUUGUAAAUGAUGUGAGGGAUAACUGUUGUUGCCACUUAACAACACUGACUGUUUUUCAAAACUAAGGGUUUGUUUUUGUUUAUAGAGCUGCGUUUUCCUGUCCACGUCAGCAACAGAAAGUAUUGUAAUACAGAUACCCCUAUUAAAGCAGAGCGCUAUGCUAGUAUGCUGUUUUUCCUGUAGUGUAGACGAAACAAUAUCCCCCUGAAAACGCAUUUGAGUGCAGGGCUCUGAUUCUCCAGCUGACUCCACACAUGCAGUCCCAAUUGCAAGAUUGGGGCCCAAAUCUGUGUAACUCCAGCCGUAAUGAUACUCUAAUAUAAUAACUGUAAUUAGUGUAGUAAGUGAUUAAAUGUAGUGAACACUACAUUUGCUAAUUUUGACAUCAAUAAUCAAAAGAAAACUGACAAGACUGCAGUUCUAAUGAUAUGUUUUAACUAAGCAUUUUAUUUUUGAUUAAGCUGUGUGUGCUUAGAUGUUCAAUUUAGCAGUUAUUCAUGGAGAGAAUCAACAGGACUUGAAAUGUCAAAUUUUUUCUUUACCAAUUGCAGCAUCUCACAACUUAGUGUUCUUUGUUUUGUUUUCUUCCUCCUCCUAAGUCUGUCCUCACUUUCCAUCCAGUGCACAGGGGCUGGUUGCAAUAUUCAUUGGUGUUUGUAAGAUUACAACACUGUUGCAGUCUUCUUUCUAGGUGUCCCUUUUGCCAGUUUAGCAAUUGAUCCAGCAGUUGGAGCUGGCUCAACAGUACAUACUAUGCUCUUUCCUUUACCCUUUUGGCAUUUGCUACAAAUCUGUAAAUGUUAUGCUCAGUCACACUUUUAAAGAAGUUUGAUAAUUGUCUCUCCUUGUGUGUAUUCUCUUUAGCCUUAUGAGAUGAAGAGAGUUGAGACUUGAAAUCUGAGUCAGCAGAAGGAAUUAUCUGGCUUGACUAGCACAGGUGGUCAGGCUCUGCAAGUUAUAUUUGGUCCUGGAAAGAAGAAAUAGAUCAUAUUAGAGAAUAUUCCUUAGUUUACAGAAAGUCUAUCCCUGUGCAGGACAUGUAUACCUCUGAGAAACCUUUUCCAAGAAGAUACCUUGGUUCUAUACCUGUCUCGCGCUAUAUGCAAAGAAGUUUCCAGUCAUGAAUUCAGAUGCCGAGCAGGAUGCUGCUAUCAAACUUGCCCAAGAACGAGCUGAGAUAGUUGCCAAGUAUGACAAAGGACGAGAGGGUGCCCAGAUUGAACCUUGGGAAGAUGCAGACUACCUUCUUUACAAAGUCACAGAUAGAUUUGGUUUUCUACAUACAGAGGAGCUUCCUUUUCAUGAUGCAGCAAUAGAAAGGCAAAAGCACCUUGAAAUUGAAAGAACUACAAAAUGGCUAAAAAUGCUGAAGAGCUGGGAAAAAUAUAAGAACAGCGAAAAGUUCCAUAGGAGAAUUUAUAAAGGAAUCCCACUGCAGCUGAGAGGUGAAAUCUGGUGUUUACUACUUGAUGUCCCUAAAAUGAAAGAAGAAAUGAAAGACUUUUAUAAUAAAUUAAAACAUCGAGCACGAGGGUCUUCACCAGAUAUCAGGCAAAUCGAUCUUGAUGUAAAUCGAACAUAUAGGGAUCAUAUCAUGUUUAGAGACAGAUAUGGUGUUAAGCAACAAUCCUUAUUCCAUGUUUUAGCUGCAUAUUCAAUAUAUAAUACGGAGGUUGGAUACUGUCAGGGAAUGAGCCAGAUCACAGCUUUACUCCUCAUGUACAUGAAUGAAGAAGAUGCCUUCUGGGCCCUGGUGAAACUACUCUCAGGUCCUAAACAUGCUAUGCAUGGCUUUUUUGUUCCUGGUUUUCCAAAACUGUUGCGGUUUCAAGAACAUCAUGAGAAAAUAUUGAAGAAGUUUUUGUCUAAACUUAAGCAACACUUCGACUCCCAGGAGAUCUCCACGAGCUUUUACACAAUGAAGUGGUUUUUUCAGUGUUUCCUUGAUCGUACUCCCUUUACAUUAACUCUCAGGAUAUGGGAUAUCUACAUACUUGAAGGAGAGCGAGUUCUCACUGCUAUGUCUUACACAAUUCUGAAACUACAUAGAAAACAUCUGCUGAAAUUACAAAUGGAAGAACUUGUAGAAUUUCUUCAGGAGACUCUAGCCAAGGAUUUCUUCUUAGAAGAUGACUUUGUAAUAGAGCAGCUCCAAAAUUCGAUGUCUGAACUGAAACGAGCAAAGUUGGAUCUACCAGCAGCUGGUAAAGAAGAUGAAUUUCCAAAGAAGCCGUUGGGACAAAUUCCAUUGGAACCUCAGCCUGCCGUGCUUAAUCUUACUCAUAUGCUCAAUGGACAGAGCAACACUAGUAUUUCAAGAACGCAGACAGCAAGAAGGACAGAAAGGAGACUAUCUCCUGAAAAAGUACAAGAAGAUUCACCAAAUAACCGAAGAAGAAUUAAUUCACUGGAAAAGAAGCCUUCUUUAAAACAACAAAAGCCUGGACCAGUAGUCCGGAGUGAGCUAUCUAAGAAUGACGUAGAUAUCAGAAAAAAGCCUCAGUCAACAGUACAAGACAAUUCUAGACAAUAUAACAAUGCAGCUGCUAACCAAAAUUCUAAUGCUACUUCAGAUACAAGAAGGGAAUUUGUACCUAAAUGGAAUAAACCUUCAGAUAUCAAAGUUAUUGAAAAGACUACAAAACUUACCGUGGAGGUAAAAGGUAGGUCAGUAAACCAUGCUAUUUCAGGCACACCACCAAGUCCUGGUGAACCACAGCCAUUGAAUGUAAAGCAAAAGAUGAGGGGUUUGGAUGCUGAUGGAGGUAAGCGAGGGUCUAACGCAUCGCAGUAUGACAAUAUUCCAGGUGUUGACCAUGAGAAUGAGAAUCCUGUUGAGGAGAUGCUGGAAAGAGCUCAUCCGCAAAGUCCCAGGAAUGUAACAUACUCUAGUAGUCCUAGAAAGCAAGGUGCAAAAAUUCCUGGCCCACUAAAAAUAUCCAACAAUUAUGCCAUCAGUUCCCAACAGAGAAGCCCAAGAUAUUCAUCUCAGUCUGAUGGGUCAGAUCACAGAUCAAAUGUUAAACAGCCACCACCAUCUUAUAGUAACCCACCUACGUACCAAGGAAACACUCCAAAGCAAGCCUCCGGCGCAAUUAGUGCAAGUUUUGUACCUUCACAGUAUAAUCAUGGGUAUCGAACCAACACUUCUGGUAGACCAUAUGGUUCUAUUUUUUCAACAGAUUUUUCUCCAGAUAAACCACAUAUGAACUCUUAUCCUGCCAAUCGCCAAAAUCCUAUUUCUCCACCUUCUAGUCGAAUAGAAGUCUUACCUGUUGAUGCCUAUCCUGGCAACUCUAGAUCACCCUCAGGUGUCAAAUUUAUAAUUCCUCCAGUGGAUUAUUUGCCAGACAACAGAAAGAGGCCGGAUGCUGCUUAUAUGUACAGACAUGAGAUAUACAGGCAGCCCUGGAACCAAGAUGCUAACCAAAGCCACUUGGGUAAUUUACAGAAGUAUGCAGCCAGUCAGCCAACACCUUUUCAGGACCAUAAUCUUCCAACUGUUUCUGUGGAUAGUCCAAUAAGAUAUAGGACUUCACCAACCUUGGAAGAACAUGGUUCAGCACAAUAUCAAUAUUCAGGCCCACCAGCCCCUGCCCAGCACUACAGAAACCAAAAUGAUGGGAUGUCUAUGCAUGAAUCAGUGCUUCUGUGAGAAUCCAUCAAUGCUAACUAAUAAGCAAGAACUGAAAACAUUAGAUAUAUAUUGCUGUGUUUAUAAUUGUCCAAGUCAGUAUUUUAUACAGAACGUGGGCAGUUCAUGCAGUUCUCUGAUAAAGUAAUAACAUUAUUUCAAAGCCGUUUUAAACUUUGGCUGAAAGGUAGUUGAGCUUUUAAACUUGCAUUGAACCUGUUGAAAGGGAUCUGAUGCAUAUAAACAUAGCAAUAGCAGUAGAGUCAUCUGCAAAAUGUGUCUAACACUACCGUGUUUCUGAAAUUUAAAUAAUUUGCACAGAGCUAUGAUCUUUCUGCCUAGCAACUGUAACACAUUUGCAAGCUGUAUUUUGACUGACAUUACAAUGCAGUAAGUGUGCUUGUGCAAAUACACAAACAUGUAUCUGGAGAAGAACUAAAGAGUCUGAAAUGUAGAUGCAUUUACUCUUGGGCUAGGUUAGUGAAGUAUUUUAUUUCAGUUUAAUUAUUUUCUUUGUAAUUUAUUUGAUAAAUGACCCAUUCAUUUUGGAUGGCCUUUCCUGUCUUUGUAUACAAACUGCCUCAGUAACCCAGGAUCUGAUUGAAGUUGGAGAGAUGCUCUGGGUUGUUAAUGUAAUCUUACAUGGGAUGCUAUUUCCCAGUUAAUCUCCAUUCCUUUGGCUGCUAUCUUGCCUUUCCCUCAGCCAGAAGGAACAGACAAGCAAAACCAUGGAGCCAAAAAGAGUGUCACUCUGAUCUGGCCGACAAAUGGUGCUUAAAAUCAGGGCAGUCUGAGUGUAGCAAGUCUUUAGGGUAUGGGUGAACUUUCAGCACGGAAUCUGUACCUUUGUACCCAAAUCCAAUGUUGCAAAGCAAUGCUUUGUGUUCCCAUUUAAGUCCCCUGAACUAUUUGAGCACAACAUAUACAAUGCUAGAAGCAGAAAUGGUGCUGCAUUCUCACAGCAUGCAGCCUUACCAUGGGGUCUAACUUAGCAAACCAGUCAUAGUGUGAGCUACUGGAUUGCCAAACAGUCCUCUUACUGGUAUAAGAGUAUUGCCAGUCACUUGAAACUUGGGAGCCGAACAUGGGGGUCGUGUAGCUAUUUUGACCCUCUGUGUGUGGUGUAGGGUUGCCAACCCUCCAGGAUUGUCAUGGAGUCUCCAGGAGUUAAAGAUUAAUCUUCAAUUAAAGAUCAUCAUCUGAUGCAAUCUCCAGGAAUACAUCCAACCAAAAUUGGCAACCCUAGUGCUAUAUGAAUGCAUUCAGUGCUCUUUCCCAUGAGCUUGAUAAUGUCAGUUCAAUGACAUGUUUUGCUUUUGCCCUCCUUUUUCCAGAAAGCAAUAGGUUCAUGUCCAGGAUGGGGCAAGUGCUGCUGCACUGUCAGGACAUUGAGAAAUUGUGUGAUGUGCAGCCCUGACUGUUAAUAAGAAGCUUAAUAGACUCUUUGUAAUUAAAUAUUUUUUUUAAAUUAGUGUUUGCAGCCUUUUGUACUCUACAUUCUCCUUGGCUUUCAUCCACUGUGAAAAGAAAAAAAAAAUGCAGGUUAAGUGGCAUACUUGGGGUGCAGUCUUAUGAGCUGCUGAAUGUAGGAAUUGCUAAGCACUCUGAACUCUCAUUGAAGUUAAUGAGAGCUGAGGGUGACAGACCUCUUGCAAGACUGAGUCCUUAUAAAUCUUUUCUGUUAAAAGCUCCAAUACUUAAAUACCAAAACACUGGUAGGUUCGGGACCCUUAAAAAUCAGUCUUUGUUUGGGGAGGUUUUUGUCAAUUUGCAUUUUCUCGAGGUGCGUUAGCGGAGUACAUUGAACACUAGAAAACAGAUACAUUUUUCUUUUAAAGAAUGAGCUGUAGUGCCUAUUCUUGCUGCGGGUUAGCUGUCUAGGUUUUAAGGUACAGAAGUAAAAUGUUUGGUUUUUUUAAAAAAAUGGAAGUAACAUUUAGUAUAUUUCACACACUUCUUUUGUGUAUAUAAUGAGCGGUGUAAUUUGUAAUGAACGGGGCAGUUUUGUAUUUUAAAGAUUGCAAACUGCAGUGAAGGAACAGUAGCUAAGCACUACACUGAAAAACUCCAAACUGAAAUUGAGAUGAUGAAUAUUACUUGGGCUUACCUUAGUUCUGAUUGCUUACAGCAGCUUAGCAAUGUAUGUAUAUAAUGUGGUUAAGUGUAAUAAUCCCAAAGUUUUAACCAUGGUUCUGUGAUUCAUAAUAAAUAAAGCUGUACAAUUUACUUUGUGCUAGCAGCCUGGGACUGCUCCAAAAUAUGUAUCAACACUAGUAAAUACUGUAGAUUUUUAUAUAUAAAAUAUAUACACACUAUUUUCUUAUGUCCUCUGCAACAGUUUUUUAACUGUGUAUUCUAUUUUGAUGUGGUUGCAUUUUUAACAUGUAUAAUAAUAAUAAUAAAGUCUAUGUUGUUGUGUCUUUUUUUACCAUGUUUGAUUAUGCUUGUAGGCAAAAGCCAUAAUUCUGGUCUUCCCGGGAUAAACUAUUAUUUUUUAAAAAUUAACGGUAUACUCUUGUAUAAUGGUUGCCCUAUUUAAUUUGUCUGUAUGUGUUUUCUUUUAGACUGAGCAA
Molecule: messenger RNA, 7952 nt
Organism: Terrapene triunguis (Three-toed box turtle)
Lineage: Eukaryota; Metazoa; Chordata; Testudines; Emydidae
Gene: USP6NL
Product: USP6 N-terminal like
Exons: 15
Coding region: 2866-5400 (844 amino acids)
Source: RefSeq, a predicted model, not a curated record